Debaryomyces hansenii CBS767 is the source of this 606-nucleotide messenger RNA. RefSeq names its product DEHA2A14234p. The record is from RefSeq and is a predicted model, not a curated record. Lineage: Eukaryota; Fungi; Ascomycota; Pichiomycetes; Serinales; Debaryomycetaceae. Gene Ontology annotation, biological process: adenylate cyclase-activating G protein-coupled receptor signaling pathway. The transcript has a single exon. The coding region runs from base 1 to 606 and encodes 201 amino acids. Gene Ontology annotation, cellular component: plasma membrane. Gene Ontology annotation, molecular function: G protein-coupled receptor activity.
AUGAAAACAAUAUUUAUUUAUCCAGUGUCCUACGUUUUUUUAUGGAUAUUUCCUUUGAUAGUUCAAGCUGUGAACUUCAGAUACACCCAUGCCCAAAAUAAACCAAUAGUUUGGCUAAGUUCAGUUUCUGCGUUUAUGAAAGCAUUCAAUUGUACUAUUGAUACUAUUGUAUUUUCAAUAAGAGAAAGGCCGUGGAAGAUUAUAACAAGUGAAGUAGAUACUUCACCAACUGAGAGAUAUACAUAUUCUCGUUGGAGACAUUUCAUAUCUUUUCUACCCCUAUUUUCGUUACCCAAAUCAUAUAAUACCCAACAGUCAGAACUUAAUUAUUUGGCAGACCUUUCAUUAAAUAAUUCUUUCAGUGGUUCCAGCUUUCAUGACUACUCAAAAAUUCUUUCGGAUACUCGUCAUAUGGACGUCGACACGACAAAGUUAGCACAUAACAAACUUAAUACUACUAAGAACGCUGAUUCUAUAUCGCCUAAUAAGCAUUUGCAAGAUGAUAAUUUAGAAAAGAGGUAUGAUUCGGAACAUAAUAAUUCUGACAAAGAAGUGCCUGAUGAGAUGGAUUUCCUGGAAUUCUUAAAAAUGGGACCAAUACGGUAG